AUGAAAUUCUGGCGAGAGAAUUGGGCUCACAGAGAAGAAUUGAUCAUCUCCGAAUUGAAAACCCAUCAUUUUGUCAUUUUAGAUAAUUUUCUCACCUUCCGCAAUGAUGAUGCAAAGAACAACUUCUUUCAUCAUAUUUCCACGUUGCGAGAUAAAAACGAACUGAUCCGAGAGGAAUCCUAUAUGGAGGAUGAAGAAACAGGACAAGUAACUUCAAUAAGCACCAAUCCCUUCUACACUCUUCAAAUGACUCCAAAACACUUUUCCGACGAUGAACCGAUCAAGAAUGAAUUGACGUAUUUUGUUGAAACUGUUGGCACUUGGUUUCAGAAAUUACUUUUUGAAAAGAUCUUUGAUUCAACGAACAAUAACAUCAUGAAUGAAGCUCAUCGGGCUGGAAACGAAAAAGAAAAUACAGGAAAUACUAGUAACGCUGAAAGCAAGUUCUUUUUUAAUAAGGUCGCUCUAUGUGAAGAUUUCAAUAAUGAUUUACCAUUACAUUUCGAUAAUUAUUCGAAUGAUUCCAGGAAAAUUACAGUUGUGUAUUAUUGUACCCCUUAUCGAGAGGAGGAGAAUGGAGAAAAUUCAAACGAUUUGGACAUGAAUGGAGCGAACAAAAGAAAUUGGACUGGUGGAAAUCUCAGAAUUUAUAAACCUUCCAAACACUUGUAUAACAAUUAUUGGGAGAGUGAAAAAUUGGACAUUGAACCAAAAUUCAAUCGAGCAGUUGUGUUUUUCAGUGAUACGGUGGUUCAUGGUGUGACAGAAACGUUACCAAACGAUUCAUCAGAUGGAUAUGAGCAAGUACCGUUGAAGAUGUCACCUCCUCGAACGACCAUCACUACAUGGAUUCAUUGUAAUGACAUGUCACGUAUUUGUGAGGACAAAAUAUUGCAUCAACGACAAAUGCUCAAGUUUUUCCAACCUUAA
Messenger RNA from Naegleria lovaniensis, 930 nucleotides. RefSeq lists its product as uncharacterized. Gene Ontology annotation, biological process: cellular response to hypoxia. The transcript has a single exon. Lineage: Eukaryota; Heterolobosea; Eutetramitea; Acrasida; Naegleriidae. The coding region runs from base 1 to 930 and encodes 309 amino acids. The record is from RefSeq and is a predicted model, not a curated record. Gene Ontology annotation, molecular function: peptidyl-proline dioxygenase activity; ferrous iron binding.